Molecule: messenger RNA, 852 nt
Organism: Opisthocomus hoazin
Lineage: Eukaryota; Metazoa; Chordata; Aves; Opisthocomiformes; Opisthocomidae
Source: RefSeq, a predicted model, not a curated record
AUGCCAAGGUCGUGCUUGGUGGAGGCCAGGCUUUGGUUUAGUACUUCGUACUUAACAGAUAUAGUAUGGUGGUCUGGCACUAUAGCAAUGGCUCUGGGUCAGAUAGGGAAUUUCUUGGCCUACACUGCAGUCCCAACUGUGCUAGUGACGCCCUUGGGAGCUCUUGGCGUUCCAUUUGGGUCCAUUUUAGCUUCUUACUUACUGAAAGAAAAACUGAACAUUCUUGGCAAGCUGGGAUGUUUGCUGAGCUGCGCUGGGUCUGUUGUUCUCAUCAUCCAUUCCCCAAAGUCCGAGAGCGUAACGACUCAGGCCGAGCUUGAAGAGAAGCUUACAAAUCCAGUUUUUGUGGGUUAUCUCUGCGUAGUGCUGCUAAUGCUUCUCCUGCUUAUCUUCUGGAUAGCUCCAGCUCAUGGACCUACUAAUAUCAUGGUUUACAUCAGUAUUUGCUCUCUGUUGGGCAGUUUCACUGUUCCCAGCACAAAAGGGAUUGGGCUGGCUGCUCAAGAUAUCUUUCACAAUAACCCGUCGAGUCAAAGGGCUCUGUACCUCUGUCUGGUACUUCUGGCAGUAUUAGGGUGUAGCAUUAUCAUUCAGUUCAGAUACAUCAAUAAGGCACUGGAAUGUUUCGACUCCUCUGUGUUUGGUGCCAUCUACUAUGUUGUGUUUACCACCUUAGUCCUGCUGGCUUCAGCCAUCCUUUUCAGGGAAUGGAGUAAUGUAGGAGUGGUAGAUUUCUUGGGAAUGGCUUGUGGAUUCACCACAGUAUCUAUUGGAAUUGUUCUUAUACAAGUCUUCAAGGAAUUCAACUUCAAUAUCGGGGAUUUAAAUAAACCUAACAUGAAGACAGAUUAA